Acipenser ruthenus (sterlet) is the source of this 2917-nucleotide messenger RNA. RefSeq names its product homeobox protein EMX2-like. Lineage: Eukaryota; Metazoa; Chordata; Actinopteri; Acipenseriformes; Acipenseridae. Bases 450 to 1193 code for a protein of 247 amino acids. The transcript has 3 exons. Gene Ontology annotation, biological process: neuron differentiation; regulation of DNA-templated transcription; central nervous system development. Gene Ontology annotation, molecular function: DNA-binding transcription factor activity, RNA polymerase II-specific; DNA binding. The record is from RefSeq and is a predicted model, not a curated record.
UUCUACUGGCUCUGCUGUGUAUGUAAAUUGCUGUAGGUGGGUAUUGGGAGCGAAUCCGUUGGUUUUGAUUGAAUCCGCCUCUCCGUGUUUAGAGUUCCUUUUGACGCACUUAAAGAGUGUUCCCUCAACCUUAAGGCGAAUAAUAGCGACCAAUCAUCAAGCCAUUACAGGCUUCAGAGGAAGCUGUUUGUGUGAUUCCAACCCUAAUUAGGCUCAUGAACUAACAAAUCGUUUGCACAACUGGUGAAGAACCGAUCACAUCCAUGGAUUGUCUGAGGACUAGGUGACCACUUUACAGAAGACUUAUUUUUCAAUCCUACCACAAUCCUUUCUGUUGCUUUUCCAACUUAAUCCUGCGGACAAACUUUCACAUUUUCCUGGAGUAUUUUCUUUUAACGAGCUCGCCUGCUUCUUUGCUUGCGCUGGGGGAUCUUUGACUGGUAAAAGUCAUGUUUCAGCCAGCACCAAAGAGGUGUUUUACUAUCGAAUCUUUGGUAGCGAAGGAUAAUCCAGUGCCUGCUUCCAGAGGCGAGGAACCCAUCCGACCAGCGGCCCUUAGCUAUGCAAACUCAAACCAGAUGAACCCUUUCUUGAACGGCUUUCACUCUAGCGGCAGGGGCGUCUAUUCUAACCCAGACUUGGUGUUCGCAGAGACGGUUUCUCAUCCCUCAAACUCUGCCGUCCCGGUUCCUCCAGUCCCCACUCCACAUGCGCUGGCAGCCCACCCUCUUUCCUCGUCUCACAAUCCUCACCCCCUCUUUGCCAGCCAGCAAAGGGACCCGUCAACUUUCUACCCAUGGCUAAUACACAGAUAUAGGUAUCUGGGACACAGAUUUCAAGGGCACGAAACGAGUCCGGAGAGCUUCCUUUUACACAAUGCACUGGCCAGAAAACCCAAAAGAAUCAGGACAGCGUUCUCCCCGUCACAGCUACUGCGGCUGGAACACGCGUUCGAAAAAAACCACUACGUGGUCGGGGCCGAGAGAAAACAACUCGCACACAGUCUAAGUCUCACUGAAACACAGGUAAAGGUGUGGUUUCAGAACCGAAGGACAAAAUUUAAGCGACAGAAAUUUGAAGAGGAAGGAUCCGAUUCACAGCAGAAGAAAAAGGGCACUCAUCACAUCAACCGAUGGAGACUCGCCACCAAGCAGCCGAGUCCAGAGGAAAUAGACGUCACUUCGGACGAUUAAGAACGAGUGACCAGAAACUCGAGCAACGUGCAGCUUUCAGGAUCACACAAACAAGAGCGAGGUGUCGCCGAAUGAAAGUGUAAGAAAAGACUUCGUCAAAACCUUUGGAAAGCGCCGAUGAAAUUAGAGGGCCUAAAUGUGGCACUGCUGCUGGCAAAACCGAGGCAUGGAUCUGUCGAUCAAACUCCAAGUACCAAGACAAGAUGACUGUCAGCUAUUACAUUGUAUGCAGUCCACAUAAAAAUCCAAAACAGAAAAACAAAAACAAUUCCAAUUCAUAUUGGACAUUUGCACUUCAGAGAGACCCCAAACUUAAAAAUGAACGUCCAUACACGAAACCAAAAUUCACAAUCUUUUUUAAUUAAACUUGAAUUGCAUGCUAUCUGUUUUCCCCAAACAGAUAUUAAAAAAAGAACCCUUAAGUUGUUUAUUAUUUUUAUUAUUAUUAUUAUUAUUAUUAUUGCUUUAGGAGAGGUUUCUGUGUGCUUCUAUUAUUUUUUUACAACAAUGUGCAGUUUUUAAAUUGAUUACUUCUGGUGUCAAAGUGUUUGUGAAUGCCAUAUGAAGUAGCAGUUCUUGCUUAUAGUGUUUUAUUUUUUAAUUAAUAAAUAAACUAAAAAUAUGUAUACAACAGAUCAAAUACUUUUAAUGAAAAAAAAGUAUUUAAGACUCCUUAUUUUUGUCACCUGAAGCUUUACAAAGUUACCGUGAUCCUUGGUGUGAAUAUCAAGUUGGCAGAAUCCGCCCCUACAGUGAGCUGCCACAAAGGACUGUCAUAAUUGUCGAUGGCCAUGACGGCAACGAGGUUUCAAGCACUGAGGUUAUUCCAUGUCUAUAGAGGUACUAAACGUGAAUGAUGUUGCUGUAACGUCCUCUUUUAUUAGAAUGUAAAUAUUGUUUGUAUUUAUGUUGUUUGCUACAAUUCUAACACAAAAUAUACUUCCAAGAAGUAUGCCAUUGUCAAUAUUUUGUCAAUAAAGAUUUAUCAAUUAUGCUUUUCAGAGUAACUCAUGAGACUUUUUUUGGGAAGGUUUAGUUUUUUUUUGUUGAUAUGUAUAUGAUUGUGAAGAAGGAUAAUGUAUUUUCAAACUCUGCGUUAUUUUUAUACAGCAUUAUUAACCCAAGCCUUAUAGAAUAUAUUAAAUCUGCCGUUAUGGUUUACGACAAAGCGACAGUACAGCAAAACAUUUCUUCUACAGAUGAACUGCUGUGGCCCGCAGCCGUCGUUUCACUUCCUCUUUCAUGAUGCAGUUCCAAUGUGUCCAGUCGCACGUGCUUGUUACCUGUUCGCAGAGGUGAAUUAUUUAAAAAGUAAAUUGCUGCUGCAAGUAGGAAAAUUAACAGUUUUAAAAAUGUGUGUGCAUAAUUUUUGUCCAUGUAUUUUUUUAAUUCAUCAAUUAAUUUAUUUUAAUGUAUCGGCCUACUGUAUAAGAUACAGAUGGGCUAUACUAUACAAGGGCAUUAAAAACAAGUCAUACAAACUGUAACAUUAAAAGAAUGUUGCUACCAAUUUUGAGGUAUAUAAAAGCCUUUUUUUGGGCAAGUGGUUGUUUUUUCUUGCUUCAUUUGCUUCUGAUCCUGAUAGACUGCAUUAAUCAGUUUGAUUUCCAUUGACAGAGGAACCACGUCUGCUCUGUUCCCGCUACAAAGAGUCCUGCGAGCUUUUGUGAAAGUGCAAAUCAGUUUAGGCAAUUAUCAUACGAGUAAUAUGAUGGAGAAAGUGG